Messenger RNA from Chenopodium quinoa (quinoa), 1556 nucleotides. Its product is annotated as U-box domain-containing protein 27-like. Gene Ontology annotation, molecular function: ubiquitin protein ligase activity. The transcript has a single exon. Gene Ontology annotation, biological process: protein ubiquitination. Bases 81 to 1367 code for a protein of 428 amino acids. The record is from RefSeq and is a predicted model, not a curated record. Lineage: Eukaryota; Viridiplantae; Streptophyta; Magnoliopsida; Caryophyllales; Amaranthaceae.
UUUGAUUGAUUGACUGAUUUAUUAAUCACAAAAAUUAACAAAUUUCCCAUAAAAUUAAACUUUUUUUAAAAAAAAAUAUCAUGGGUAAAGAUGAAUUAUACAUCAGUGUUCCAAGUUUUUUCAAGUGUCCAAUUUCAUUAGAUGUAAUGAAAUCACCUGUGAGUUUGUGUACUGGUGUUACCUACGACCGCACCAGCAUCCAACGGUGGUUAGACAGCGGCAACAACACGUGUCCGGCUACGAUGCAAGUUCUAGACACCAAGGAUUUCGUUCCUAACCAUACCCUUCAACGCCUCAUUCAGAUCUGGUCCACCAACCACCAUUCCGCCUCCGCUCUCAAGGGUGCUCUUCUUCCGCAAUUCCAUUCAGUGUCAUCUGCUUUUGUAUCGGAUUUGAUAAAACAAUUGUUAGAAAUAGAGAAAGAAAAAGAAAAAGAUGAUGGGGUUUUGUUCGAGGGUGUUGUUAAGAUUCUGUGUUUCGCUUCUGAAUCAGCUGAGAACAGGAGAUUUCUGGGUUCAAAUGGAUUGUUUGUGGAUUUCUUGAUUCGAACCGUGUCCUCGGGAGGUCCGGAUCUGUCCCCGGACCUCCUCGAGGCCGUGCUCAAACUACUCCAUCUUGUCAUUGCCUUGAAUAAUGGCAAUGACAAGAUGGGUAGUAACAGCCGCUGCGAACUUGUUUCGGCCCUGGCUCGGGUCCUUAAAACUGGCCGGCUAAGGUCCAAGGUCGCAGCGGCUGGGAUACUUGAGGCAUUUGCUCAAGACGUCGAAACGAAGAGAAUCGUGUUCGACCACCAAGAGCUCGGGAUCGAGCUCUUGAGAAUACUAAAGCAAGGGAGAUUCGAACAAGAGGUAGAGAAACAGGCAGUUUUAUCUUGCCUGAUUUCUCUAUCCUCCCCUCGGCGCAACAAACAAAAGUUGGUCCGAGCGGGAGGAGUUAAAACUAUAGGCGACAUGAUUACCUCACACGGUAACAAUAGUAUUAGCGUUAAUAAUACUAUUGUUACCGUUGAGCUCCUUUUCACCCUGCUAGAAAUGCUAGCAGGGUGCACGGAGGGUCGACUAGCUAUAAUCGAGGAUCCGAAUUGUAUACCUAUGAUAAUCAACAAGUUAAUGAAGGUUUCGAGCGCAGUGAACGAGCAUGGUAUUACACUAUUAUGGGGUUUGUGUUACUUGUUUCGCGAUCAAAGAGUUAAGGAAUCUGUUAUGAAAAGUAAUGGUGGAUUAACCAAGAUAUUAUUGUUGAUGCAGAGUGAUUGCUCCCCUGCUGUCAAGAGGAUGUGCUGUGAUUUGCUUAGGAUUUUCAGGGUUAAUUCUAAGUCUUGCCUUUCUAGCUAUGAUACUAAAACUACCCAUAUUAUGCCAUGUUAGUCUUGGGUUAAUUUUUUUAAUUUUAUAAUUUGGGUGAUGAAAUAGGUGAAAAUUUGGGAGAGAUCAAUAUACAAGAAUUUUGUAAAUGAUAAGGAAAAAAAGAAAGAAAUUUUGAUGAAUUAUAGAAAGGAAAUUCAUUCCUUUAUUUAUUGUUAUAUUUUGACUAGCUAUGAAUACUAAAUUUACUCA